AUGGCGAGCCGGUCCUACCGCAUCAGCUCUGGCUACGGGGCCAGGAAUUUUAGCUCCUGCUCUGCCAUCAUGCCCAAGCCCGGGGCUCACAGCUGUGCCAGUGCCAUGGCCUACCAAGGGGGCAGUCCUGGAGGCCCCGGCUACAGGCGCCUUGGGGGCUUUGGCAGCCGGAGUCUCUGUGCAGUGGGGUCCCCGCGGAUCGCAGUGAGUUGUGCGCGCCCCCUACGCAGUGGGGGAAACUUCGGCUACAGAGCUGGGGGCCUUUGUGGGCCCAGCCCGCCCUGCAUCACCACCGUGUCCAUCAACGAGAGCCUUCUCACGCCCCUCAACUUGGAGAUCGACCCCAAUGCGCAGUGCAUCAAGCAUGAGGAGAAGGAGCAGAUUAAGUGUCUUAACAACAAGUUUGCUUCUUUCAUCGACAAGGUGCGCUUCCUGGAGCAGCAGAACAAGCUGCUGGAGACCAAGUGGCAGUUCUACCAGAACCGCAAGUGCUGUGAGAGCAACCUGGAGCCGCUGUUCAGUGGCUACAUGGAGACGCUGAGGCGGGAGACUGAGUGUGUGCAGGCCGACAGUGGGAGGCUGGCCUCUGAGCUCAACCACGUGCAGGAGGUGCUGGAGGGCUACAAGAAGAGGUAUGAAGAAGAGGUGGUCCUCAGGGCCACGGCUGAGAAUGAGUUUGUGGUGCUGAAGAAGGACAUAGACAGUGCCUAUCUGCGCAAGGCGGACCUGGAGGCCAAUGUGGAUGCGCUGAAGGAGGAGAUGCACUUCCUGCAGGCUCUCUAUGAGGAGGAAAUCUUCGUCCUUCAGUCACAAAUCUCUGACACUUCAGUGGUGGUCAAGAUGAACAACAGUCGGGAACUCAACAUGGACUCAGUUGUGGCCGAGAUUAAGGCUCAGUAUGACGAUGUGGCCAGCCGCAGCCGGGCCGAGGCCGAGUCCUGGUACCAAAGCAAGUGUGAGGAGAUGAAGGCCACAGUGACCCAGCAGGGAGAGAACCUCCGCAGAACCAAGGAUGAGCUCAACGACCUGAACCGCAUGAUCCAGAGGCUGACAGCAGAGGUGGAGAAUACCAAGCAGCAGCGUCGCAAGUUGGAGGCCGCUGUGGCCCAGGCGGAGCAACAGGGCGAGGCGGCCAUCAGUGAUGCCCGCUGCAAGCUGGCCGAGCUGGAGGCCGCCCUGCAGAAGGCCAAGCAGGACAUGGCCUGCCUGCUCAAGGAGUACCAGGAGGUGAUGAACUCCAAGCUGGGCCUGGACGUGGAGAUCGCCACUUAUCGCAAACUGCUGGAGGGCGAGGAGAGCCGGCUGUGUGAAGGCAUGAGCUCAGUCAACAUCUGUGUGAGCCGUUCCCAGGGCGGUGUGGUCUGCGGAGACCUCAGUUCCAACCUCCCUCAAGGCCUGGGGAGCGUGGCCCUCAGCAGCAGUGCCCUCUGCCCCAGCGCCAGAUCCGUGCGGUUUGCAUAG
Pipistrellus nathusii (Nathusius's pipistrelle) is the source of this 1461-nucleotide messenger RNA. Lineage: Eukaryota; Metazoa; Chordata; Mammalia; Chiroptera; Vespertilionidae. The record is from the annotation of a GenBank genome assembly.